This is a messenger RNA of Staurois parvus, 971 nucleotides long. Lineage: Eukaryota; Metazoa; Chordata; Amphibia; Anura; Ranidae. The record is from the annotation of a GenBank genome assembly.
AUGGAGGACGUCGGUGGAUGAAGGAUGUCGGUGGGAUGAAGGACGGGUCACAUGUUGAGGUCUGUGUCCUCUCCUCUCUGUGUUGGCCGUGUUCUGCUCACUUCUUUAUGGACGACCCACAGAAAUAUUUUCCCAGCUCCUUGGCUCGCCCUCUGCUGAGGUUCUCCACCUUCUUCAGGAAGUGUCCGGCUCUCCCAGGCUUCCCCAUGAUUGGCCAAUCACAGCAGCUGCAGUGGACGUGGUUGGGGAAGGCGGAGGUCCAAUAUGGCGGGUCUGAACCCCCCAGGUCUCCACCCUACAGAUGUUCCUAUUGUACUAGCAACUUCAACCAGCAGGAGGACAUUUCCAAGGAGGAGGAUAGGCGGAACAAAACGGGAGUGCCUGACGGUCUGCUGAGGGAUUGUCUGGAGCCGCUCACAGCGAAGACUGGAAUCCUGGCAAAUACGGGAGGAAACCGGCUGUUUUCUAUGUGGACAGGCGGGCCCUGUGUAGCGGAGCGGGAACAGUUCUCAGCCUGAUCCCUACGCGGAGGUGCGGGGCCCCAGACAUCCCUGCUGUGGGGGAGAAGAGGCGCCUGGUACUGGAGCUGGUGGACCGGAUCAUGAGGGAGGAUCGCUAUCUCCAUAUUGACAAAUUGGCAGCCAAGGUGAUUGCUGCUUCCCCGAAGCAGAUGGACACGCCCCCUUUUGCUGGUCUCGGCUGCAGUGCCCUCGAUGCAUUGUCCGGUAUAAUGUGCCGGCUCCGGGAGGGCACCAUCUCCAAGAACCCGAAGAAUAGGCAAUUCAUUGGCAAUAGACCGGCGCCUCAUCUAUCCCGUCCCCCACUCAUCCCUGUGAUGUCACACAGCAAGCCUGCCACGCCCAUCCCCCCACAGGUGUCAGAGUUCUGCAGCGUCCCGCAAAACAACCAACAACAUCGGAUCGGUAACGGAGGAGAGGCCGAUGUUCCGGACCUUCCGGUACCCGGAGUAG